AAGAAUAACAAAUUAGCGUCACUUUCCAUGUUACCGGAUUUCAUCAAAAGCAUCCCACAGCCGGCCCUGACGUGAGCAGACCAGUCCUUCUCGCUGUCCACCCGACCCCAGACCACCCCCAGCACUGCCUGGCAUUUCUGGAAGGUCCAACCCAUCUCAAUUCAUAUUAGAAGCCCCCACCCUCUGCCUUUCUGGUGAUGUGUCAAUUCCCAGUUCCCUAUUUCCUUCCUGCGUGAGGGUAGAUGCUGGCAGUGAGCAUCCCAGGCUUGGAAAUAAAAGCCGUGGUCCUCUGGAUCCUGCACAAAGCAUUUGGAGACAGUGGUGGACGUGUGUGACCCCAAGGAACUGAUGGCACAGCAGAUCGGCUCCCUGGAGGACGAAGACCUGAUACUCAGCAGCAACAGACUCUCCCCUCCAGCCUUUGGAUUCCAACAGAUCCCGGGCUUCAAGACUUUCACAGGGUGUCUGGGACCAGGCCGGGCCUCCCAGGUGCUGCUGCUUUUCUCUUUUACACUCUUCGCUGGACUCCUGGUGGCCAUCCUUGUUCAAGUCUCCAACAUCCCCAGGCCCCAGGGGCUGGAGCACUCAAAGCAGAAGGAAAUCUACCAGGAACUGACCCAGCUGAAGUCUGGACUGGCUCGCCUGUGCCGCCCAUGUCCUUGCGAGUGGACCUUCUUCUUAGGAAACUGUUACUUCUUCUCCAACUCCCAGAGGAACUGGCAUGAAUCCGUCAUUGCCUGCCAGGACGUGGGGGCCCAACUCGUGGUGAUCAAAAGUGCCGAGGAGCAGAACUUCCUGCAGCUGCAGAUCUCCAAAAGUAACCACUUCAGCUGGAUAGGGCUCUCAGACCUGAAACAUGAAGGGACAUGGCACUGGGUGGACAAUUCAACCCUGUUGACCAGCUUCCAAGAGUAUUGGAACAAAGGAGAACCUAACAGCCAAGGGGAGGAAGAUUGUGCAGAAUUCAAGGGCAAGGGCUGGAAUGACUCCAAAUGUGGCAACAGCAAUCUCUGGAUCUGCAAAAAGCCCGCAGUUUCCUGCUCUGGUGACUAAAGGCGGGGUUCUGUCCUUGAUCCCUGGUUCUCCAACCCUUCCCCAGCUGCAUGUGCAGAAUUUCACCCAUGUUUGCACCAUGUUCACUCAUAUUUCUUCUCCUGGUCUGUGCAUGCUGAGAUCUUUACAAAAGCUCAGGGACUCUUCCAUGUCAAACUUCUCAUCCUCCACGGGCUCAGCUCUGUCCUUCCUCUGAUGCCUCAAGGUUCCCCUUGGUUCAGAGGUUGUAGUUCUUUGGACCUUGGAACUCUUUUUAUUAUUAUUUUUAUUGGGGAAGAGUGUGUUUUUCAAGGACUCAUCAGCUCCAAGUCAAG
Hipposideros armiger (great roundleaf bat) is the source of this 1367-nucleotide messenger RNA. It is a transcript of the gene CD209, whose product is annotated as CD209 molecule. The transcript has 7 exons. The coding region runs from base 349 to 1053 and encodes 234 amino acids. Lineage: Eukaryota; Metazoa; Chordata; Mammalia; Chiroptera; Hipposideridae. The record is from RefSeq and is a predicted model, not a curated record.